Effrenium voratum is the source of this 456-nucleotide messenger RNA. NCBI's taxonomy places the organism in Eukaryota, Dinophyceae, Suessiales, Symbiodiniaceae. The record is from the annotation of a GenBank genome assembly.
AUGCAGGUGCAGCGGGUGGCCAAUAAGAUUACCAAAUCCUACUUGAUGGACCCGUAUGCAAUGCUGAUGCAUUACAAGCGGGCUUUCAAGUUGAUGAAGGAGAUGAAGCACAACUCUGCCAAGGUCCUAAUCCUGGGACAUAAGAAUCAGUUUGGAAUUGACUGGAAAGGGCGCUUCGAGGGAAUGGAGUUCGACACCGGCACAGUGGACGAAAAGCUGAUCUCCAGCGCGCCGAAGCACUACCAAAUGAUUUUGUGCUUGGAUCCUGUGUUGUACUGCCGCUCCUUGUAUCGCAUCAACCUGCCAGUGAUGAUGUGUGCCACCCUCCGGGAGAUCACAGAACACCCGGAGAUUCUAGAUGUUACAGAUUACCUGCUGCCCUCGCCUACCCGGCGCCAUGAUGCGGCGCUUCGAGAGUUGGUAGCCAGAAGCAUAGACUCAGGCGGCUCUGGCUAG